AUGAAAUUAAACAUCAAAGCAUAUGAAGCAAAAGCUGACUUUAAUUCUUCUUUAAUGCUUAUAUAUGUCAAGUAUAAUGAAAAAGCUUUCAUUCAAUUUCAAGGGGAUCUGUUAAAGCUUAUUAUGAAACUUAGCACAUUUAAUGUGUAUCAUAAAAAUUCCUUACUUUGGCACUCCGCUGACACUUGUGGUAUCCACACAAUUAAAAAUCCUCCAAUUACUAUUAAGUGUUAA
Molecule: messenger RNA, 234 nt
Organism: Clunio marinus
Lineage: Eukaryota; Metazoa; Arthropoda; Insecta; Diptera; Chironomidae
Source: the annotation of a GenBank genome assembly